Molecule: messenger RNA, 3119 nt
Organism: Cyprinus carpio (common carp)
Lineage: Eukaryota; Metazoa; Chordata; Actinopteri; Cypriniformes; Cyprinidae
Product: calcium homeostasis modulator protein 5-like
Molecular function (GO): monoatomic cation channel activity
Source: RefSeq, a predicted model, not a curated record
AGGGGAGGGAUUUGAUUAGCUGUGGAGAAGCCAGAGACAGAAAAGACGGAGAUAAAGGAAGUGUGGAAGAGGAGAAGAAGGGAGUGCCAUAGCAGAAAUCAUCUCAAUUUCAUUUCUGUUCAUCAGCUAAGGAGUGUUGCGGCAAUGGCUGUACCAGCUAUGAAUUCAUUUAAGAUGGUCCUAAAGUUCCUCACCAAUCAGAAGACCACCAUUGGGUACAGCUUCAUGGCUAUUUUGACAAUAGGUAGUGAACGAAUUUUCGCCAUGGUGUCUUUCCAGUGUCCGUGCAACCGUAGACAGAAUUUUGCAUAUGGAUUAACUUUUCUGCUUGGCCCUGCUGUUGUCUUGCUGGUGAUUGGUCUCUUUGUUUGUACGCGUCUUUGGCGGUUAUAUACAGGGUGUUGUCUCAACCCUCUCAAACUCUGCCCCAGAGGUAACUUUGUGGGAUGCUUGCAAGUGCUUGUAAAAGUGCUGUCUGGAGCCUGCAUUGCCCCUGUCAUGUGGCUUAGUGUAGCACUGUUAAAUGGAACUUUUUAUGAGUGUGCUGUUAGUGGCCUGGAUGAAAAUGUGGUGGUGCAAAUUAUCUGCAAAAACAAGACACGUACAUGCCAGGACGAGUUGCACAGAGUGCCUUGCAGCAAGUCCCAGCUGCCUCCAAAUGAAAACACAGAACUGCUGUUGAUGUUGCGAGCCCAGUCACAGAUCCUCGGCUGGUGCAUCAUUAUCAUAUCGGCAACAGUAGCAAUAAUUGGGACUUGCUAUAAGAACUGUCGCUCUCAAGUGAGCUACCUUCAGUUAACUUUCCAGAAGAUCUACAUCGAGAAGGAAAAGGAAAAGUUUGAGUUGUUUGCAGAAGACUAUGCUACCAAACUGGCAGAAAGAAACCUCAAGAGUUUCUUUGACAACAAAAGUCCCGAACCAUUUCCCUUUCCACAUCACAAGGCAUGGGAGGAGAUCUCUACUAUAUACACUUUUAAGAAAAGCGAACAGUACUACAGCACACUGCAGAGAUACGUAGAGCGCACUGAUCGGGACUACAGCUCUGAGAAGCAACCUGUUCUGGAGGGGGAAGAUGGCAUAGAGAUGGACUGCUAACUGCUAAACUGGAAUUUUAAUAUGACCUGGAAGACAAAAAGCCACUGUGAAUCAAGACAGAAUUACAUUUUUGUUUGGUAGCUACAACCUGUAUUGACAGUUUUGGGAAAUUUUGUUUUGCCCACUGAGGAAGUGGUCAUAGUACUUUUCAAACUUCAAACAUUAUACAGUUUUAUACUUUUAUAUAAGUGAACCAACACAGAUCUCAGGCCCUAGAAAUGUUGACAGAGUUGAGUGACACUUUCAGUAACAACAUCCAAUUUGCAUACUACUUGAAUGUUGAAUUUCAUGUUUUACAAAGGCAAAAAAAAAAAAAAAAAAAAACUUAUUCUCAGGGCAUUUAUCAUUUAGGCCUUGUGCACUCUUUGAAUUAGUAGCUCUCUUGUUGAAUUUCAUGAUUUACAAUGGCACAAAAAAAAAAACCACUUAUUCUCUCAGGGCAUUUGUCAUUUAGCCCUUGAGCACUCUUCUGCCUCUCUACAUUUUAAAAUUUUCUUCACCAUAUCCUUAUGAAACAGACAGUGUGUUUGAUAAACUUUUAUUCACUUUUGUAAGACUUUUGUAUAGUAUUAAUAAGUAACUGUCCAGCACGCUAUUGAUUAAAAUCUACAAUAAGGUCACAUUGUAAUUAUGCCACCCAACAAAAUAUAGAACAUGUAAACCACAUUUCUUAUUUCCUCUGCAGGUUUCAAGCAAAUCUGACAAACAGGAAACCACAUUCAGUGUCCCCAACACUCAUUUCUUCAGUAGUUUAGACCCACAGAUCAGCUAUGAAAGAGCUCCUGUAAUCAAAAUGAGUUUAGCUUAGCAAAAAAAAAAAAAAAAAAAACAGGACCAAUUACUAUAGAAUGUCAAAAAUAUUACACAUAGUAAGGUUGUGGUUUCAGGCAUGUUUGUGGUAUGCAUUUCCUGCACUGUUGUGAAAGAGAAGUACAUAUACCAACAACAACUAUAUUAAUGUAUAUUAAACUGUUAUUCAAUGUAAGGCUGUUUAAAGUUAGUUGAGUGUGCAAAAAAAUAUUGCUUGGAAGAAACAAAAUGUAGCAUAACUAAUGACAUUAAAAUUGAGUCUGAGCCACAGAGCAUUGCCCUUGUGUACAAAGAUAUGAGAUAUAGUGGCUGACCUGGGUUUGAGCCCUUCCCUUUAAAUGCAAAGGCAAUGGCAAAAAAGUAGAAUUACAAUAACAAACACUCAGUCCAUCUGCCUCAACUGAUUUAAAACUAACAGACAAAUAAACAAAAUGUUUAUGAAUAUGCAUACAUAAGUUAUGCAUGUACAUACAGACAGACUGUUAAACUGUUUUUUAUGUUGUUUUGUGUUUUUGCAUUUUUGUACUGAAUGCCAAUACUUUUUGAGUUAGUUUCUUGCCUUGCUAUUUAUAUAUUUUAAUAUUUGCAAUUUUAUUAUGACUGUACAAAGGUUAUGAAUGUACUUUGACAGAAAUACUGAAAUUUUACCCUCAUCUACCCUGCUGAAAAAGGCAGUCUAGACCAUCCUAGUUUGUUCAGCUGGUAAAUUACCAAUUAAAUGUAUUUCUGGUUAAAAUUACAAGGUGAAGGUGUGUUCAUAAGCUUAGCCACUUCCAUUCUUUGCCAUGAUGGCAGUGGUCAAGCUGAUCUACCUGUAACAAUAACAGUGUCAGUCAGUGUCAGUAGCUACACUAUGGAAACCUGGAGUUCUAUACUUGGCCAACAGAACCUUUCACCAAAAAAAAAUGGUUCUAUGUAAGACCAUUUUGGGGUUCCAUAUAUGAAGCGGGGGUUAGAAUCAUUUGUGGCUCUAAAUAGAACCAUUUCUUUUAAGAGUGUACAGUACUACCUAAGCUAAAAUGAAUCCAGAAGCUAAAGUGUCCUAGAAUUUAUGCUGGUACAAACUGGUCUAAGUGGUUUCAGCAGGCUUGACAGGAUAGAACUGUAAACAAAACCAUAUCCAAAAUAAGGAAAAGCCUUUAUUUUUGUUCUUGUCUGUACAAUAAAUAAAUGCACAAGUAAUAAAACUACUCUACAACCAGUGUCAUAAAUAC